Molecule: messenger RNA, 405 nt
Organism: Colletotrichum paranaense
Lineage: Eukaryota; Fungi; Ascomycota; Sordariomycetes; Glomerellales; Glomerellaceae
Exons: 3
Coding region: 1-405 (134 amino acids)
Source: RefSeq, a predicted model, not a curated record
AUGAGUAUUGGCAAAACAGUCACAAGAGAGCCGCAACCGCAGGAACAAUGUGGACUCGGUAAACCUCCGAAGCGCGGAUGGAUCACCGAAUCUCGCAUGCAGGUUACGGACCCAAUCCCAAGUGCCGCAGCUAGUGGUCAUACACCUGCAUUGGGCAACGCUCGCCGUGAAAAGGGAGAGCGAAGCCGAUCGGCUCGUCGCAUUCGUAGCGAGUGCCGUCACCCGCCAGGGUCCGGCCGGCGAGAAGGCAUAGCGCGUCUUACUAAGUUACGCCGUGUAUUACGCCGUCGUCACUAUCCCCGUUCGCGCCGUGUUCUCAGAGGCCGCGAUGGUCCUUUUGGUCAACUCUUGGCCUACGUUGGGGCCUUGGCAUCGCAUGCUGCCGUCUUGGCUGCUGUUGCUUAA